CCGCCGCGCUCCGCUCCGCUCCCCGCCGUGCGCCGCUGACAAAUGAUGUGCGUUGUGCUCGCCGCGAUGAAAGCUCAAAUUGAAAUUAUUCCAUGCAAGAUCUGUGGAGACAAAUCAUCAGGAAUCCAUUAUGGUGUCAUUACAUGUGAAGGCUGCAAGGGCUUUUUCAGAAGGAGUCAGCAGAGCAAUGCCACGUACUCGUGUCCUCGGCAGAAGAACUGUCUGAUCGACCGGACCAGUCGGAACCGCUGCCAACACUGUCGCUUACAGAAAUGCCUUGCUGUGGGGAUGUCUCGGGAUGCUGUAAAGUUUGGUCGAAUGUCAAAAAAGCAGAGGGACAGCCUGUACGCCGAGGUGCAGAAACACCGAAUGCAGCAGCAGCAGCGGGAUCACCAGCAGCAGCCAGGAGAGGCAGAACCGCUCACACCAACAUACAAUAUCACCACCAAUGGGUUAACAGAGCUACAUGACGACCUCAGUAAUUACAUUGAUGGGCAUACCCCUGAAGGUAGCAAAGCAGACUCUGCAGUUAGCAGCUUCUACUUAGACAUACAACCUUCUCCAGAUCAGUCGGGUCUUGAUAUUAAUGGAAUCAAACCAGAACCAAUAUGUGACUACACACCAGCAUCGGGCUUCUUCCCUUAUUGUUCUUUUACAAAUGGGGAGACCUCUCCAACUGUGUCCAUGGCAGAAUUAGAACAUCUUGCACAGAAUAUUUCCAAGUCACACAUGGAAACUUGCCAGUACUUGAGAGAGGAGUUACAGCAGAUAACAUGGCAAACUUUUCUGCAGGAAGAAAUUGAGAACUAUCAGAACAAGCAAAGGGAGGUAAUGUGGCAGUUAUGCGCAGUCAAAAUAACAGAAGCUAUACAGUAUGUAGUGGAAUUUGCCAAACGCAUUGAUGGCUUUAUGGAACUGUGUCAAAAUGAUCAAAUUGUGCUUUUAAAAGCAGGGUCUUUAGAGGUUGUGUUCAUCAGAAUGUGCCGUGCCUUUGACUCCCAGAACAACACAGUCUACUUUGAUGGCAAGUAUGCUAGCCCAGAGGUUUUCAAGUCCUUAGGUUGUGAAGACUUCAUUAGCUUUGUGUUUGAAUUUGGAAAAAGUUUAUGUUCUAUGCACCUGACAGAAGAUGAGAUAGCUUUGUUCUCUGCAUUUGUUUUAAUGUCAGCAGAUCGCUCAUGGCUUCAGGAGAAAGUAAAAAUUGAGAAACUCCAACAGAAGAUCCAGCUAGCACUUCAGCAUGUCCUACAGAAGAACCACCGAGAAGAUGGAAUUCUAACAAAGUUAAUAUGCAAAGUGUCUACUUUAAGAGCACUGUGUGGACGACAUACAGAAAAGCUUAUGGCAUUUAAAGCAAUAUACCCAGACAUUGUGCGACUUCAUUUUCCUCCACUUUACAAGGAGUUGUUCACUUCAGAGUUUGAGCCAGCAAUGCAAAUUGAUGGGUAAACGUAUCACCUAAGCACUUCUAGAAUGUCUGAAGUACAAACAUUAAAACAAAAGAAAGGAAAAAAAAAGGAAAAAAAAAAAAAGAAAGAAAACCAAGACACUUUAUAUGGCCCUGAACAGACCUAGGGAGCCAACACACUGCACAUCUCUUGGCGGUCGGGGUCAGGCGAAGGAUGGGAAACAAUGAAACAAAGUUGAACUUGUUUUUCUCAUGCAUAUGAUUUCCAUUAUGCCUACAAAUAUGGACCCUUUUUCUGUCUCAACUUCUCAAUCCUUGACCUCUGUUUACACAGACUGAGGGUUCUAAUGUCAGAAGGUUGUUUUCUCCUGUAGUUCACUGCCCAGACUUUUGACAGAACAAUCAAUUUGUUGGUCAGAACAGAGUCCACCUAGUAAUCAGCGACUGGUGUGCAUUGCAGAGAUUUCAGCAUCAGUUUGCACAACUUGCUCAUUGUUUCAUGAAGGACGAUUUUUUCUCACCUACCACUGUUUGCCAGUAGACAGAACGGCAUGAAAAGGGUCCAUAGCAAUAGCAACAAUAGCAUUAUAAUAUAUUACAGGGUAAAUGGGCAUGAAGACUAUAUAUAGCAAAAGAGAUAUUGUUUAUAUAUUGUUUUAAUUAAUAUAAAAUGUAGUUACUGGUAUAGCUUUUCUUGUUGAAUUGAUAAGGCACUUUCAUUUUGCACCUUUUUCUUUAAAUUAAAUGCUAGCGUGUUCAUUGUUGUGUUGCAUGUGCACCAGAAAUUCAAGUUUAACUGAAAAAGGUUUGGCAGGUACUGGUACAUUGGGAGGUAUUUAUGCUGCUGUUUUCCAUGUUACUUUUAAAGAAAGGCUGGUCAUAUCCUGAAAUGGUUAGAGAUUUCUAAAAGAGUUGAAAAUAAUGACAAUUUCUACAUUAAAAUAAUCUUUACCGAAGUUAAAUUCAAAGGUACUUUUAUUUUCAAAUCUUUCAAACCUGGAUGUUUCAAAGUCAAAAGCCUCAUUUUCAAAGGUUCUGAGUUUCCACUGUUGUUGUUGUCAGAGUUGAACUAAUUAAUUACAGAUCAUUUACAAAUGAGUAACACAGCAUCUUUGAAAAUCAGGCUAUUAAAUAGUGUAUUUCUGCUCACCAUAAAUCCAGGUUUGAAAGAAUUGAUUCAAGUCUGUAUCUACAGUAAAAGUAUGUGUGUAUGACAUGCUUGCCAAAAAGUAAUUUUUAUACAUUACAUACUUUUGUACUCCAUAUUGUAAACAAUGCCUUCAAAUGCCAAGCUGUAGCCUAUCAAAAUCCCUGGGUUUGUCUUUGACUUCAGUGAGAUGAGACACACUGACCCCUGUUCUUCCAGUAUCCAGCAGUUCAGUUUCAAGGAGCUGAACAGAGAAGUCUGUUCUCUCCUUGUUUAAAAAGAUGCACUUUAAAGUUGAUAGAUGGGGACAGACUAAGAAAUGAAAGGCACAGUGUUGCUAGAAAGGAUUAGUUUGUACUCAGUACAAGCCUGGAAAUCAUUAAUAUGAGAAACCUGCAUUCUGUAAUUCUGAUUCCUGUAUUGCAUAAGCAACCAAUAAGCUGAAUCUUGCAGUGUUAUUCAUUACCAUUCCCUUCAGGAAGAAUUCUGUCUCUGAGCAAAGCUGGCAGUAAAUGUAGUUCUGAAGGAAGCAGAUUCACAUAAAUGACAUCACAAACUGUGGCUGUUUGAGCCAGAGGUGUGUAAUUGUGUUUGGAUGAGAUGAAGAUGCAUAACUGUAUGCCUUGUAGGCCAUCACAAAUGCAGUUUUGAUGAAGUACCUAAGAAAAAGCUGGGAACAUCGAAAAAUGAAAAGGAAUGAGACGUAAUGUGCCCUACUGCUCUAACUUCCAAGGGUAAACAAUCUCUUAUAUAAUUGUUGAGAAGUAACAAGUGACUAGAAACACACCAAAGCCUAAGUAUUUUAAAAAGGAGAAUCAGAUCAGCAGGUUCUUAUUAGCAAAAUACAGGUUUAUUCUAUGAUUUGAACAUGUUUCCUUUGGGGUCAAACGAAGACAUUUAUCUAUGAAACAUAUUAGAACUGUUCCAGUCUAGCACAUCAGGGAAGGUUACAGCUAUCACUCAUCUCUAGGCUUUGAAAGGAUGGCUAGAGGAGAGCAUCACACCCUGAAGUGUGGGAGGGGAGCACCUGCAGUGCUGUGAGCACUGGGAUGGAGGCAGGAGAGGGCUUUUGGAAAAAGUCCAUAGAGCUGUCUUUUUCCUGCUCCAUCCUGCCUGCUCCUGAAGAGGCAGCUCACAGCCCAGCACAUGCUCUCUCCACUCCCACUGAAACACUUUUCCUAGGGUCAUUGUUUACUUUAUUGGAGUAACUGGCACGAUAUGGUACUUGCAUUCUAAUGUGUGUUCCUAUUUUUGAAGCACCCCUUUUAACUAACAAAUGUUUUCUGAAUGUGACCAGCCUUAGGUGCUAGUCCUGUAAAGAUCAACUAAACUUAAUCUCAGUGUCAACUAAUGAAUAGUGAAGAAAGACCUGUAAUUUAUUAGUGAGAUACACCUCCUACUUCUGACAAUGUAGACUACCAGGUAAAGUAUUUGGGGAUUAGUUUUCAGCCACAUCCUGUUCUUACCUUUUCAUGAUGAAUAUUAGUACUUUACCAGGCAUCUAGCUGCCAGUGGCUUUGUUUGGAAUCCGUUUAGCAUAUUUACAUUCAUAAAUCAUUGACAAUAUAAGUCUUGGAGCAUUUUCUAAUAAAAUACAUAACAAUAUAAAGGUUUCAAAUAGGGCCUUAGCUGAGAGUGAUCUUCCAGGCCAGAAAAUACUGUUGUUUUUGUUUGUGGGAGCUCGUGUACUGGGACAGUGUUAAAUCAGGCUGAACAUACCGCAAGUAACUCUGCUUUCCUGGCCACAGUUAACAGGCACUUGGCAACAGAGUAUAAUUUUUGGGUUGGUCUUCAAGGAGAGAGGAAAAAAGGGAUACAGCACAGCAGAUCUACUGAUAAGACAUCUGUUGCCAAGGAGGUUUUUAUGUAAGGAGACUCAGAAUAACACCAGAGUGGCUGGUCAGAGAUGGCCAUCUAAGAACCCAGCACAGCAGAGGAAAUGCCCUCUGCAAAACCCCUGAGACUGUGGCCUGGUAUCAGAUGAUCAAUCAGUUAAAAAACACAUGAGGUCAAUGGAUAUUCACGAGUAUUUUCAUCAUCUGCCCAGUUCACUACAAAUAAAAACACUAGGAUAGCUGAACUUAAUAUUUUAAGUUUUGAUGACCUAGUCAUUAAAGUCUGCAAAGAUAUUUUCCUUGGGAGUUAUAUGGAAUUAUAUAAACUGGAGAUGUUUUCUGGCUUUCUAGGAAGAGCUACUAGACUAUACUGUCAUUUGAACCACCCUAAUAUGUCAUCACCUCCAGCAUUUUUUGAUGUAUGGAAUUAGGUAAAAAGGGAGGCUGUUUUUAAGUUUGGUUGUUCUUUAUUAGUUUAUAGUAUGAAUACCAAGAUAUUUGUGUAUGUGCACCUGUGUGUGUGUGUGAGAGAGUCCAUUGUGUGCGCACAUGAGUGUAUGCGUGGGACGUGUGAGCGGCUGCUUCUAGGCUGUUAAGUGUCAAUGGAAUAAAGAAAAUGUAUUCAAAAUACUUAAGUCAAAAAUAGAAGGUGGUAAAAAGAUUUAUUCUAUACAAAGCCUUGUCUGGACCACUUUAGAGAGACUUCUAUUUUUUUAACCCUUCUAUAAAUGUUUGAUGGCACUUGAAAUAUUCCUGCAAUAAAAUGUGAUUUGUGUAAACAUUAAAAAAAAAAGAUUUUGUAAUGUGAAACAAUGAAAGAAAGUAAUGUAAUUUUUCUAAAAAACAAAAAAAAACCACAAACGAACGAACUUUGUAUUAUUUUCUUGAUGGAAUUUGUCUAUUUGUCUUUGGAAAACUUUUUAUUUCAUUGAAUGUGCCAUAGUAGAGGUGCGUUUUUCUUUUUCUUUCUUUUUUGUUUUUUAUUUUUACAUUUUAGAUUAAAGGAAUAGCUGUGUUCCGACAUUCCAAAAUGCAAGAUGACAUAGCAGUCAUGAUUAAAAGGUUUGAUUAGUAAGCUUCAAUCAUUGUUGCUUUUUUUGCACAUGUUCUUCAUUCCUCUACAGUGCAAUAUGUACAUAGAGCACUUGCGGGUGUAACCUUGAUCCCUCAGGGAAAAAUACAUAUUUGUACAGGAUUUUUCUUUUUUUUGCCUUUUUUCUUUUCCUUCCUUUUUUUCUUUUUUUUUUUUUUUUUUGCUAAGGAAUGUCGACUGAAUCACUUGUCUGUUGUUGAGGGGCAGCCAGAUAAUAAUCCUAAACCACUGUCACAAAACAUUGUUUAAAUUUUGUGCCCUUUUAUUAUUUAAAAAAGAAAAAUAAAAGUUAUUUUCUGACAGUUCUUUGUGCUGAUUGGUGAAAAAAAGGGUAAAUAGAUAAGCACCUUAUGAUUGAAUUAACUGUGAAUGACAAUCCAUCUCGUUAUCAACAAGAGAAGCCCUGUCAUUUUGGAGCUGGGGUUCUAAGUCAGAAACUAAUGUGCUCAGGGAUCUUCUAAAACUCUUCAACAGGGUGGCCAGUACUGCUGGUGGAACAAAUUACUUUUUAAAAAAUAUGCUAGUAUUUCUUCCCUUCCCCCCGCCCCCAGGCACAGGAGAACUGGCUAUUUUUUUUAACUAAAUGCUCUGUGUGUGCCUCAUUCUCUUGCUCACUCUUGCAGUAGAGCUGCUUUUUGGUUGGUAUUGUGCUCAAAACAGGAGUACUCCAAAUAGCACAAAGAUUUUACAAUUGCAUUUUAGAAAAUAAAUGCUGACUCACUAAAUAAAUUAUUGAAAUUAAUUUCAAUACCCUCUGGA
Molecule: messenger RNA, 6242 nt
Organism: Pseudopodoces humilis (Tibetan ground-tit)
Lineage: Eukaryota; Metazoa; Chordata; Aves; Passeriformes; Paridae
Gene: RORA
Product: RAR related orphan receptor A
Biological process (GO): negative regulation of inflammatory response; regulation of transcription by RNA polymerase II
Cellular component (GO): nucleus
Molecular function (GO): RNA polymerase II cis-regulatory region sequence-specific DNA binding; nuclear receptor activity; oxysterol binding
Source: RefSeq, a predicted model, not a curated record